Darwinula stevensoni is the source of this 1749-nucleotide messenger RNA. NCBI's taxonomy places the organism in Eukaryota, Metazoa, Arthropoda, Ostracoda, Podocopida, Darwinulidae. The record is from the annotation of a GenBank genome assembly.
AUGACCGCUGCCCUACCUGCACGACUCCCGGCGAACCUCACUCGCAGACGCGCCCCGUCACAGCACCGAGAGACACCUUAUCGCCGGACCGACUCCUUCCGUAAUGGAGCGGAGGCGCCAGGAGCGAGGCCGGGACCCAGAUCUGGCAGAUCAGAUAACGAGGCUUCGGGAAUCGGGAAGUUCCAGCGUACGAAAACAAAGAUUUUGUCAGAGGUAAAGUCUGACAUUGGGUCUCAGAAAAUGGCCUCAAGAAGCCACACUGAAUUUUUUGUAGCCAUGAGGAACAAGGCAGCACAGAAUCAGCACUUUGUUGCAGAACAUGAAAUAUCAGACAGAUCUGCUCUGGUGAGGAAAGAUCCAGCUGACUUGGAAAUUGGUGCAAGUUCACCUCUAGAUGGAAGACCCCCUCCAGAUUGGAUAGAUGCCUUUGAAGACGUUCAGUACAACUUAUCCAAGCUUCCGAAGAAGAUCCAAGAGUUGAAGCAACUUCACGAAAGACAUUUGACGAGACCAUCACUGGACGAGAGCACAGAGGAGGAAAAGCAGAUUGAAGCACUCAGUCGUGAUAUCUCUCGUAUGUUUUCCCACAGUCAGCGUCUCCUACUUCAAAUCAAAGGCAAAGCAUCCCUAUCAAGGUCAGAUGAUGGACGUCUGAGCAAAAAUGUGAUCUCAUCAUUGGCUUCAUCAAUGCAGGAUCUAACAUCUGCAUUCAGGAUGGCUCAAUCCACUUACUUGAAGAACCUGAAAUCCCGGGAAGAGUGGUCUCAGCAAUAUUUUGAGAUACCCACCCCCCUGAACACUACAGUGAAUCAAAUCAUUGAUGAACCUGCUGGUGAUAUGGUUUGGUUUGAAGACCCAAAGGAAACACAGCAGCAGUUACUUCUUCUAGAGGAGAACACUGAGUGGUUGAAUCAAAGGGACAAGGAAAUCCAGGAGAUAGUGAAGUCUAUUGUGGAGCUGAAUGAUAUGUUUAGAGAUCUGGCUCAGUUGGUCAUUGACCAGGGUACAGUGUUGGACAGGAUAGAUUAUAACAUGGAAAACUGUCAAGUUCGUGUUCAUGAAGGAUUGCAGCAACUUCAGAAAGCUGCUCACCACCAGCAUAGAAGCCGCAAGAUGAUGUGUUUCAUGGGAUUGGCUGGUACGACAUUACUCCUGGUCAUUAUCCUCAUCAUUGUGAAGUCAUGAGCCAUCUGUAGUCUGUGCUCAUCCAUCUGUGAUCUCUUCCUUCGAGGACCAAUAUCCACUCACGUAUGAUUUCCCUACGCUUCUCGGCUUCGAUGCGGGCAUGACCUGUGUAUGGUCACUCUGCCUGUGAUUUUUUCUUGCAUCACACUGGGGAUAAAUGGUCAAUAGGAAGCACCAUUUCCUAAUAUCUUAUCUACCUACACUGUGGCAUAAGUGGUGCAAUGGCUGUGUGCAAUUUUCACCAGUUGCUAUCAUCAUGUUAAGAUUGAAGCAUGUGAAGUUUUUUCUCCAUUAAAUCUGUUUCUUUCCCUGAUGGACUGUCAAUCAAAGAUAGUCUUUGAAGAAACUGAACUAUUCAUAUCAACACUUCCAUUUCUAUCAGUGCUUUCUCCCAUGCAUAGGACUGUCAAAUCCUUUGGUGUUCACCUCAUCAGAAAUGUGUUAUCUCACUUUUCUUCCGGUUGUCGGCCAGUAUAUCUCCUGUCCAUUCUAGACCUAGAUGCUUCCAUAUCUAAUGUGGGCUCAUAAUUAAUAUGGAAUUGCGUUUUCGGGGAAGAUACAAUA